Molecule: messenger RNA, 2381 nt
Organism: Solanum tuberosum (potato)
Lineage: Eukaryota; Viridiplantae; Streptophyta; Magnoliopsida; Solanales; Solanaceae
Product: cation/H(+) antiporter 24-like
Exons: 3
Coding region: 12-2381 (789 amino acids)
Biological process (GO): proton transmembrane transport; regulation of pH
Cellular component (GO): endomembrane system; membrane
Molecular function (GO): antiporter activity
Source: RefSeq, a predicted model, not a curated record
AAAAGAGAAUCAUGUCAAAGUUGAACUUGACAGAAGACCCUUACCUCCUUAGCAAAGGGCUAGUAAUAUGUCGGGGUAUCCAUCCUCCACACACCUUUGGUAUUUUUUCAGGAGAAAAUCCAUUGGAGUUUUCUUUUUCCCUUGUCUUGUUAGAGAUAUCAACCAUCAUUGCCAUCUCUCGUUUCAUUCGUUAUCUUCUCAAGCCUCUCCGCCAGCCAAGAAUCAUUUCUGAGCUUCUAGGUGGAAUAAUCAUAGGCCCAUCUGUUUUGAGCCGAAGCAAGGGAUUUCGCAACUUUAUCUUUCCGGAUACUGCUGAUUAUGCACUCAAAAAUAUUGGACUCAUUGGUUUUAUGUAUUUUCUUUUCAUAUCUGGUGUAAAGACAGAUUUGACACAGAUAAAGAAUGUUGGCAAGAAACAAUGGUACAUAGCCAUAUUUGGGGUGUCCAUUCCCAUGUUAUGUAGUCUUUUUAUUGGAUUAGCUCUUCAAAAAUCAAUGGAAAAAGAAUUAGCCAAAGCUUCAUCCAUGUUAGGAGUAACGUCAGAAUUGGCAAUCACGGCUUUCCCAGUUAUCUAUCCAAUUAUCAGAGAGCUUAAUCUCCUUAGCUCCGAAAUUGGAAGAAUGUCACUAUCCACUGCCUUAAUAAGUGAUAUAAUUGGAAUUCAAUUUGUUGUUAUAUUUGAGGCAGCUAAACAAGGGGAGCAUAAAAGUAUGGCUGCCUUGUGGUUUCUCAUUUAUUCAUUUUUGAUUGGAGCAUCCAUUUUUGGAGGUGUUAGACAGAUUAUGAUAUGGAUAAUAAAAGCAACCCCGGAAGGGAAGUCAGUGGAGCAAAUUUAUGUUGUUUUCAUACUCUUGGGAGUAUUGCUUACUGGUUUCUUAUGUGAUUUGGGUGGUAUUGCAGUGGCUAAUGGACCACUUUGGUUGGGACUCGCCAUUCCAGAUGGCCCACCAUUAGGAGCUACAUUGGUCGAAAAGACAGAGACAAUUGUCAUGGACAUUCUCAUGCCAUUUUCAUUUGCAUAUGUUGGAAUGUUCACUGAUAUUUCAUCUAUCUAUACUCAUUGGCCACAUCUUCAGCCUAUAUUUUUUAUGGCUCUCACAGCUUAUCUUGUUAAAAUGGUUACUGUCCUCUUUACUUCCUAUUUUUUUAAUAUGCCAUUCAGAGAUUGUCUUGCUCUUAGCCUUGUAUUGAGCCUAAGAGGUGAAGUUGAGCUUUUGAUCUUCAUUCACUGGAUGGAUUUGAAGAUGAUAACGAGACCAUAUUUCACAAUGCUAGUGCUAAUGACAAUUGGGGUGACAUCUAUUGUGACUCCCUUGAUCAGUAUGGUUUAUGAUCCAACGAGGCCUUAUAUGAUUAACACAAGAAGAAACAUUCAACAUACUUCUUUAAACACUGAGUUGAACAUUAUAGCUUGUAUACAUGACGAGGAAAAUGUGCCUGGUAUAAUAAAUAUUCUAUUUGAAGUCUCUAAUUCAACUGCUCCUAGGACUUCCAUGGUUCAUGCCUUGCACCUAAUGGAACUAGUUGGUCGUGCUGCCCCUAUUUUUAUCGAUCACCAAGAAUCGGUAAAUAUAGAUCAAAAUCCAAUCCAUAAUGCAUUGAAGCAUUUUGGUGGAGAAAAUAUCACGAUUAAUUCGUAUACAUCAUAUUCUCCUAAGAGGAGCAUGUAUCAAGACAUAUGCAAGUUGGCACUAGAGAAGAAAGCCUCCAUUAUUAUACUUCCCUUCUAUAAAGGCACUCAAGUACUAACAAGACAAGGGGUUCAAUUAGUGAACUCUAAUGUCUUAAACCAUGCUCCUUGCUCAGUUGGGAUUUAUGUGGACCAGGGUGCUUCCCCUACUAGUAAUAAUUAUAAUGUAGGUAGACGGUCAUCAAUUAACAAAUUUGCUCUACUUUUUAUGGGAGGAUCAGAUGCUAGGGAGGCACUUUCUUAUGCUGAUAGAAUUGCUGCAAAUCCAGAUGUAUCACUUACUGCUAUUCGUUUCCUUUCCCAUAAUGGUGAAGGGGAUAACGAGAUGGAGAAGAAAUUAGAUGAUGGUCUUGUAACAUGGUUUUGGGUGAAGAAUGAAGGUAAUGAAAAAGUUGUGUAUAGGGAAGUUGUGGUGAAGAAUGGGGAGGAUACAAUCGCAGCACUUCACACAUUGCAGAAUGAAGAAUUCUUUGAUCUUUGGAUACUUGGGAGAAAUCAAGGCAUAAAUCCUGUGCUAUUACAGGGAUUAACACAUUGGAGUGCUCAAAAUGAACUAGGAGUUAUAGGAGACUUUCUUGUCUCAAUGAAUUCAGGUACCACAACUUCUAUUUUAGUGAUGCAACAACAAAUUUUAAGAGGCCAAGAACCCACUUCUCUUGGUUUUCUAAAAAAAAUUGCAACUUGUCGAUAG